GAAGAAGAAGAAGAAGAAGAAGAAGAAGAAGAAGUUGUUCAUUAUAACAUUCAUCUCUUUAAAUUAUUUUUAUUAAAUAUUACUGACUUCCGACGGCGGCGCGUCAGUGGGACGCAGACCGGAAGUGUUAGCCUGGCUAGCUGUGAGCUAGCUGUGUGGAUGUGUGUAGUUAGCUGGAAGACGAUGGUGUCGUCGUGUCGCAGAUAAAUGUUCGAGCGCUGAUGAAGCAACGAUGUCUUCAGUUCAGUGUCUGAGAGACUUUGUCCACCAGCGACUCACUGCUGCUGCUGAAGAGAUAUUCAGAGUGUUCGAACAAACUGUCCUCGAGUACGAGGACGAGAUCGAUCGACAGAGAAGACUGUUGGACAUCGUGUGGAACCCGGAGAUAAAGCUACACAGGACAGUUUCAGAGCUCCGUCCUCCAGAGCCUCCAGAGCUUCCACAGCAACAUGUCUGUAAGGAGGAGGAGCUUCUCACUGACCAGGAGAGGAACCCCAGUCUGGACCAAGAGGAUCCAGAGCCUCCACAGAUUAAAGAGGAGCAGGAGGAGCUCUGCACCAGUCAGGAGGGAGAGCAGCUUGUCCUGAAGCAGGAGGACGAGACCUUCAUGUUGACGUCUCCUUAUGAGGGAAGUGAUCACAGUGAACCAACCAGUGAGCAGCAGCUCCUCUCCCACAUCUCUCCUGGAGCUGAGAGCCCAGCUCAGAGAGGAAGUGAGCAAGUGGACCCAGGAUCAGCUCGAGAAGAAGAGUCCCAGAGACACAACUCCCCCCCGACACAGAGUCCCUGCUCCACUCACACAGGGAGAAGAGCUCCAGCUUGUGACACGUGUGGAAAAGCUUUCCGCAGUAACUCUGACUUGAAACGACACAUGAGGAUCCACACAGGGACUAAGUUUGGAACGUGUUCAGACGGAGAGAGAGAGGAACUGAAGCUGAACCUCGAAGAAUUACACUUUGGAUUCAUGUGAUCUUAUAUGAAGAAGUGCUGCAGACAAGAGCUUCCACAGCAACAUGUCUGUAAGGAGGAGGAGCUUCUCACUGACCAGGAGAGGAACCCCAGUCUGGACCAAGAGGAUCCAGAGCCUCCACAGAUUAAAGAGGAGCAGGAGGAGCUCUGCACCAGUCAGGAGGGAGAGCAGCUUGUCCUGAAGCAGAUCCAGACCUUCAUGUUGACGUCUCCUUAUGAGGGAAGUGAUCACAGUGAACCAACCAGUGAGCAGCAGCUCCUCUCCCACAUCUCUCCUGGAGCUGAAAGCCCAGCUCAGAGAGGAAGUGAGCAUGUGGACCCAGGAUCAGCCAGAGAAGAAGAGUCCCAGAGACACAACUCCCCCCCCGACACAGAGUCCCUGCUCCACUCACACAGGGGAGACGUCUUUCUCAUGUGACACUUGUGGAAAAGUGUUUGAUGCUAAGUCCAAACUGGACAAACAUCUGAGAAUCCACACAGGUGAGAAGUCGUUUUCUUGUGACACUUGUGGGAAAAGAGUCGGUCAGAGUUUCUCGCUCCUGGCAACACGUCAUCAUCCACACGGGUGAGAAGCCAGCUGUGAGCAAAACAUGUUGGAAAAGUUUCACACUUCCAAUUCCCCUGAAGGAUCAAAUGAGAGUCACACAGGUGAGAAGUCGUAUGAUAAAAACAUGCUAAAAGGUUCAAUCGUGUUACUGACCUGAAGUUUCACACCAACACCCUCACAGGUGAGAAGUCGUGCAUCAGCAACACGAGGGAAGAACCUUCAUUCAUCCAGCUUGAAUAAAAAGUCAGAGUAGAAACCACACGAUGAAAAGUUGUUAACUUAUUGAUUGAGAGUUUUCACUGGUGAGAAGCCACGUCACAUCACUGCAGCCUCCAAAACAUCGGAAUCUCUGUAACAUCUUAAACGUUAAAAACCUUCUACUAAACACUAAAGCUACGCUGCUGAUCAUUCAAAUGUUUGUUUUGA
This is a messenger RNA of Limanda limanda (common dab), 1942 nucleotides long. RefSeq names its product zinc finger protein with KRAB and SCAN domains 8-like. Bases 233 to 970 code for a protein of 245 amino acids. Gene Ontology annotation, biological process: regulation of transcription by RNA polymerase II. The record is from RefSeq and is a predicted model, not a curated record. The transcript is spliced from 4 exons. Lineage: Eukaryota; Metazoa; Chordata; Actinopteri; Pleuronectiformes; Pleuronectidae. Gene Ontology annotation, molecular function: RNA polymerase II cis-regulatory region sequence-specific DNA binding; DNA-binding transcription factor activity, RNA polymerase II-specific.